Messenger RNA from Fulvia fulva, 204 nucleotides. RefSeq lists its product as uncharacterized. The transcript has a single exon. The record is from RefSeq and is a predicted model, not a curated record. Lineage: Eukaryota; Fungi; Ascomycota; Dothideomycetes; Mycosphaerellales; Mycosphaerellaceae. Bases 1 to 204 code for a protein of 67 amino acids.
AUGACUGUCAGCGGGUUCUUGCAGAGUGUGGCCGUCCGACUUGUGUUGCUGACCACGGCUUCUUUUGCAGACCAAGGACGUACGAAUGGUCAGUUUGAGUUUCCUAUGCGACGCAAUAGAUGUCCGUCUCUUCGAUCGAUUGUGAUUGAGGAGAGCUACACUUCGCUAUGGUCUCCGACAUACAGGGGUGAGCAGAACUCCUGA